Messenger RNA from Cherax quadricarinatus, 13157 nucleotides. The record is from RefSeq and is a predicted model, not a curated record. Lineage: Eukaryota; Metazoa; Arthropoda; Malacostraca; Decapoda; Parastacidae.
GGCCGGUCCACAGUCAGGUCAGUCCACCAUUCAGGCCAGCCCAUCAUACACGCCAGUCCAUCAUUUAGGCUGGUCCAUCAUUCACGCUGGUCCAUAUUCAGGUAGAGAAGUGAAGUCAACAACACCUCAGUCAUGGGAGUGAGAGGGUUACAGUCAUUCUUGGAGUCCCACUGUGGACAGGCUUGCUACUCUGUUAACAUAGGCAAGGUUGCGGAUGAAUACCAAAGGCGGACUGGAAAAACUCCACUUAUUGUGGUGGAUGGCAUGUCUUGCAUGCGUAAGUUGUACGGCAAACUAAACUGGGUUUGUGGAGGUCAAUGGAAGGGUUAUAUUGAGCAUAUUCAAGAUUUUUACAAGAGUUUGACAGCUCACGGCAUUGUGCUUGUCCUCUUUUUUGAUGGCAACACACCAGAGCGCAAGCGAGAAACCUGGACUCAUCGGCGCCUGGAAAAUUUGAAGGAUGUAAUAACUUAUUUCACCAUUAUUAAAUCAAACAAAGAGUUGGAGCAUGGCAAACAUUUCUUCAUACCUACAGGACUGGCAGCCUUUACACCUUUGAUAUUUAAGGACAUACUUGGCUGUCAAGUAUACACUUGCCUAGAUGAAUGUGACAAAGCAGUAGCAGAGUAUGCCAAGAAGUAUGGUGCCAUGGGCAUCCUAGGCCAGGAUUCUGAUUACAUAAUUUAUAACACAGCUCAUUACUACUUCUCCAUAAACCAUUUAAACCUUGAAACCCUUGAUACUAUCAUGUAUGACCGCAAUGCUCUGUCUCGGGUUCUACACAUCAGUGUUGAUCAACUGCCUGUGCUCUCCUGCUUAAUAGGAAAUGAUGUGAUCCGUCAAGAGGAUCUGUUAUUGUUCCACCAGCAGUCGCUAAAGAUGUCAAGUCAUCACCACCACCGUCAUCAUAACCGGCCCCCACCAGAGAUUCUAAUCCCCAAGGUUGCCACCUUUAUCAAUACACAACCUUCUAUGGAUCAUCUCCUUCAGCAGCUUCCCCUCCUUGCAAGGGUAGUAUUCAGAGAUGAAGGUCGUGCACAUCUCCUGGUUGAGGGCAUCAAGAUGUAUCAGUUGGAUAUUGAUGGCCCUGACGAGUUCACCCAGAAAAUUGAAGACACAUCGGGUUUGGAUAUCAUGGAAAGAGUUCGUUUACGCCACGUAGAUAGUCAACUGGGCCGCCAUUUGUACACAAUACUAAGGGGGGAACCAUAUGAAUCAUCAACUACUCUUGAAGACUAUACUUCAAAUCUGCCAUCUGGUGCUAUAGUCUUCCAGAAUCUGCGAGCCAAGAUCUACAGAAUACUGCAGAAGUCUGUUAAAGAUGGGUGGACCCAGGUUCCAGAGUGGUGCAUGUACUCUGGUAGCACACUGAAGGAACCAGACAUGGUAGAUCCUGUGGAAUUGGAAGGAGGAAGUCCAUCACUGGAGGAGCUGUGGGAUGGUGAUCAAGACCUUAAGUGGAGAACCUUCCUUGACUCUGUUCAUCCAGUAUUAAAUGAAACCAAGAUUCGCACUCUUCCUCCACAUCUCAUUGUACCAGUUGCAAUUCUCUUCUAUUUACAGUGCAGUCAUCCGAAGCCAAUCUUAAAGGACUGGGAGAUGAAUGCCAUGAUGGCUGCUUUUUUGUCCCCAAUACGAGAAGACCUUAACCAGAUUCGUGCCAUUGCACUCCCAAGAAUUGAUGCUAGAGCUGUGCAUGUCGCUGCCAUCUUCAUGAAGGGACUGGCCAAUUUCUAUUUUCUCCUGGCAGCAUGUGACUUUCCAGUUGAACGAAAAUAUGCGGUUCCAUGGGCAUUCUGGGAUGGAAAAGUAUUUCAUCAUUACUACCUACGAGCCAAAUUAGGAGCCAAAAUAGAUGACCUCUGUGAGCACAAGGAUGAUAUUUUGAAGAAAUUUGUGGAGAUGAAAACUCUGAUACUACCCCACAUGCCUCCACCACUUCCUAUAUCAAGAACCUCAAAUUCUCCAGAACACUUGGCUCGUACUCCACAUGGCAGUCCUAAGAAGAGACACCAUGGGUUAAAUAAUACUCCCUCCACAUCCCCACCAGGCACUCCCAACUUGGAGCACCCCACCACUCUUGCCAUCACCAAGAACGUCCAUGGAAAGACUCCAUCCCGUGGAUCGUCUCCCCUUAUCUCUCCAAGUUCGCCACGUGGUGGCAACAAAUCCUAUAGUAAAGUUCACAAGUCUCCACAACCUAAGUCACCUGUUGCCAAAUCAUCUGCAGCUAAAUCUCCAGUUGCAAAGUCCCCAGCUAGGUCUCCUAAAAAAACUGCUUCAUGAUCACACAGUUAUCACACUGAAUUAGGUGAUAACACAAGACUUGUCAUACAUAACUAGGUUAUCACAGAUCAAGUGGCAUACCUAACUGGGAUAUCACACAGUGGGAUCACACAAGAUAUGUCGUACAUAACUAGGUCAUUAUGCAUCAUGGGUGGGAUACCUAACUAGGAUAUCACAAGGUGGAUUUUCAAUGCCUGACCAGAUGAUAUCUGAAGAACAUUACUUGGCUAGAUAUCAUAGAUGGUUGCCAUAACUGAUCAGAUAACCAAAUAAUAAAAUUACAGGUAUCCCAUCUGACAGGUGAUCUUAGAGGGGUAACCAUACCUUAUCAAGUGACCAGUAUAAUUGGAUUACCAUACCAACAAGUAAUCACAGAAUUUAAUUAUCAUUUCGUCCCGUAUGAUAGUACAGUUACCAUUAAUGCCAAAUCAGAUCGUUAAGGUGGUUUGCCAUACCGAAAAAAGUAUCCCAAUAGGAUUGUAAUUCCUGACCAGGGAUCAGAGAGUAGGGUAGUCAUGUCUAGGUAGAGCACACUUGCCAUGACUGAAUUUUCUUCAACUGAGCAACUGAUCAAUAGCAGAGUUAUAUUCAUUUUUGAUCACACUAGGUGUACCAAAUAGUUACACCAGGCUCACCAUAUCUAGGCAAUCAUGCAGUUGCAGAGCAGAGUUUACCUACACAGCUUGGUUAUUAAAUAAUAGAAUUAUAAUAAUAUUGAACUGUAGAACUGCCAUUUUAAUUCAUCUGAUAAUAGGAAUAUUGUCAUACUUGACCAGUUGAUUUCGGAACAUUGUUCUGUAUCCGAUUAAGAUUACCAUACCAGUCCAGGCACUGUAGUAAGGAUUUCCAUAGUCAUUUCUUUGAAAUUGCAUUUGUUUCAGUUUUGUAUUACAUACAUCAAUUUGGACAAAUGUAUCAAAUAUGGCUCUAUUGAUAACCACUGCAUGCUACACAGUAAAUGAUAUAGAGCUUUUACAACACUGCUUUUAAGCUCAAGGUGCUGUAGCAAGUGAUGUAGCUGUUGCUGAUAGAAUGGCAUUGGCAUGACACUGCAAACAUUUUCCUAAGAUUGUAACAUUGUUUGUAUCUUAUCAGGUGUUUGUCUCUUAUUGUUAUAUUUUUUAAUAAAAUAUGUCUUGUAUUUUACUGCCUAAUGCACAACUGUUUUAUAUGUUGUCAUAAUUUCAUCUCUUCAAGGCCUUGUCUAUGUAAUGGUGGCAGACUUUAUCUCCAUACAUAAUAAUUAAUCACUUGGUUUACAGAUGCUCUCAAUCUGCCUGCAAACCUGUAAAUUUUCUCACAGAUCAACUUAAACUCAUCAGCAUUUUUAUGCAGUUGUAACCAAAAUAUAUAGUAACCAAUUCCAGUAUUUAAAAAUAUUAGGUAAAACACUGAAUAUUAAAAACAAAAUUUUUAGAAAAAGCAGUUCACAUACCAUACUUGAAUAUUUAAAGAACAUCUUUUUUAAUAGAUCCAGUAUUAUUAUUUGAAGACAUGAACACUAAACUUGUGUGGGAUCAUACGACUUCUGGGUCCAUUAAAUCCUAGGCAUCCUCCCUUCCCACCACUACCAUGAGAUAAGGACUUUUUGUCAAGGUAAUGAGAAACCGAGUCAUGUGCGUAUUUAUAAGUAUGUAUUGUAAUAAUUUAUUCAGCAAAAUUAUUAUUUACCAAGUCUUUCAUUCAAAACUGUACAAAAUUUUGUGACUUGUCUUUUGAUUUAGGGAAUUGGAUCUGUGCUCCAGUUCCCCAAAUUAAGCCUGAAUGCCUUCCACAUACCCCCCCAGGCGCUGUAUAAUCCUCCGGGUUUAGCGCUUCCCCCUUGAUUGUAAUAAUAAUAAUAAUGUGACUUGUCUUAAACUGUAUAAUCUUACCGAGUCAUAGAUAAAAAAAAAAAUAUUAAACCCACCUCUUAUCUGAGGAUUAAGGAAGAAAAUGUACAACAUAUACCUUAGGAAUAUAAAAGUUGUGCUGAAUUAAUAGUACCUACUGGCUAAUGGUUAAUUGAGAGAAGAAUUUAUCCAGGGUGGUGAACAGCAUUUAUUUAUUGAUCUGCAACAUGUGUCUACAAUAACUAGACAUUUUAUCCAAAGCACCAGAGAGUUUAUCAGAAAAUACAAAAAAAAAAAAAAAAAACAUUUAAUUCGUGCUGGGGAUUGAAAGUUAGCUGUAUAAUUCACUGCCUAGGCUAACAUAUUGGUUAGAUAGAAUAAGGAGUUUGGCUAAGAUCAGUAAUAAUAAGCUUCAAGGUAUAACCCUGUUGAUAUAUUCAGUUUUUUCAAGAUGAGGUAGGUUUGAAAUGAGAAAGCCUCAUACACUUAUUGUAUAUCAACAAGACACUUAAAUUGUAUAUCAACAAGACACUUAAUUUGUAUAUCAACAAGACACUUAAUUUGUAAGUCCUUGACAAUUUAUUAAAAUUUAGUACAGAAAAUUUUCAUAAGUGUAGAUAACAGGGCAUGGUCUCAAUCCAGUACAGUAUAUGAAAAUGCAUUAUUAAAUAAUGAAGUCUGAGCACAAAGGACAUGCACUCUGUGCUUUAAUAUUUAGCUCCACUUGUGUAUUGUUAAAAAUCAAACUGCUGUAUAUUAGUGUUAAUGUAUGUCAGAAAAUAAAUAUUAAGUAGUUCCAGCAUUUACAGUCAGAAAAGCCUUAUUAUGUUACCAUCUUUUAUUUUAAAAAUAAAAAUGAAUUAGUCAUCUUAUUUUGCAAAUACUGUAGUUAAAAUGUGUGAGUCAAAUUGAAGUGUGUAUUCAAAAGCAAGUUAAGUAGCUCUUGCUAAUUGCAUAUUUUGAUAAUGUGUAAGUGCUCAGACUUAUAACCAAAUUAGUGUAUUGAGGUUUUGCAAUCGUGACUUAAAUCAGCUGAUUUACACUUGUUAGCCAUAUUGAUGGUGACUCAGCACAAACUUGUAUUGAUAAGCUUUGUGAUAAACUCACUAUUUAUAUCAUAUGGUAAACAUUAGAAAGUAUGUAAAAGCUUAAUACUAGCUAGUACUUUGCUGGGGGUUGGGUAAGAAGUUUAAGUCACUGUAAAAUACCUGGGGUUCAUUAAAAAAAUAAAGUAUGCCCCUUGUUUUAUGCUGUAGAUGUAUUCCAAGAGUAUGGCAAAUAUACUAAACUCAAUUAGGCAAUAAACACUUAAUUUUGUAUAAGAAUCUUAAUGCUCUUUGUGAACCGUUCCAAUUGUGUAUGUCAGUCAUAUAUUAUAUACACAGAAUUGCUGACAGAAAUAGGACAUUGCAUAAUAGAGAAUUUGCAUAAAAGAGUGAAACUUAUAUAAUUAAAGCAGGACUUUAUUAAAUAUGAAAUUUAACCUACAAAAGAACAGUACUUGAUUAUGCCUCUUGUAGGUGAAUCAUCAUACUUUAUGAAAGGUAAGUUUUCACCUACGUAUAUUUAUUUUAGCACCUAUUGGUACACCACCACACUCCAAUUAGCUGGGUUGAAACACACCAUCUUGUAAACAUUUACAAAGUCUAGUACUCUAUAAAUAAUUAUUAAUCCAUCUGUCAUUUGAUGCUAAGGUUUGACUCCCCGUAUAUUGCCCACUUUAACCGUUUCACUGUCUUCCACGUAGAUAUAUGUUAUUGAAGCCUCUGUUGUUCACGUGGAUCUACAUUUUAAGCAUGAUGCCCCUAAAUAUGCUGUGAGCAGUCUAGACAUUAGGGAAUGGGUCUGUGCAGUGGAUAUGCACAGUAUAAAAAGAACCUAUUGAGGAAGAGUUGAGCCUUGCCUGGUCUGUUUUAUGAAAUUUUACUAGGUCUGCUUCAGUUAAUGAGAUGGCCUAAACCAUGACCAAUCAUUCUUGGUUAUAUUUUAUUAUCUGAGAUAUAAGGUAAAACUUGAUUUUUUUGUGUGUGUGAUAGAUUCAAGAUGGAGAGCAAGCAUUAUUAUAGGAGAGACCUGUGGAUGUGAGUAAUGAAUGGAGGACAGGUUGCUUUAGUGACUGGAAUUCCUAUAGUGUUUAUUUUGUACCUUUUUAAAUUGGAAUUUGGUAAAUGUUGUGUAAAACUGGUCAGAUUACCAACCUCUAUGAACUUUACUGGGUAGUUCUGAUGGUUAAAUGGGUAGAUAGAAGAGAAGGCACACUAAUGAAGUAACUAGGAAUUGUGUCAAAUUGAGCAAUGGAAUUAGCUUAAAAUAGGACUUAAAGUGGGUGAAAUCACCAAAACACAUAUUGCGGCCAGACUGUCAACUCUGUACCUGUGUAAUUCUUUAAGUUUUCCAUCAAGCUUCUCAUUUUUUGUCAUUAUUUCCUGAAACGGUAGAGAACUUUUUCUGAAGAUAAAAUUUUCUUUUUAUUUCUGAAAAGUUGUGAUGCUUUCAGCACUUUUAAUUCUGGGGGGUCACAAUAGGAAAAGGUUAAGCUACACAUAUAACAACUUGUGAUGCUGGAAUACAUAACAUGAUCAAUUACUCAUAGAUAUAAAAAAGAAUAAAAAGUGAUGAAGACUUGGAGCACUUCUUAUUUUCUUCUCUCGCUGCCUUAAUGAAGAGCUGUUAAUCCAUAGAAUUUAAGCUACUGCUUCUUUCAUUGGAUUUAAUCUGAUUCCCUUCCCAGAUGCUGUUACCCACUAUAGCUUUAGUGCUUCCUGAAUUAAUGUCAAAUAUUAAAUGUAAGAGAGAGGGAGAUUACUUUCCAGUAAAAGUAGGCCUUAGACAGGGAAGUGUAAUGUCACCAUGGUUGUUUAGGAUAUUUAUAAACGGGGCUGUAAAAGAAGUAAAUGCUAGGGUGCUGGGGAGAGGGGUAAGAUUAAAUUAUGGGGAAUCAGAUUCAAAAUGGGAGUUGUCACAGUUACUUUUUGCUGAUGAUACUGUGCUUUUGGGGGAUUCUAAAGAGAAGUUGCAAAGGUUAGUGGAUGAGUGGGAGGGUGUGUAAAGAAAAUUGAAAGUGAACAUAGAUAAGAGUAAGGUGAUGAAGGUAUCAAAUGAGUUAGGUAAAGAAAAAUUGGUUAUCACAUUGGAGGGAAGGAGUAUGGAAGAAGUGAAUGUGUUCAGAUAUUUGGGAUUAGAUUUGUCAGCAGAUGCAGCAGAUGGGUUUAUGAAGGAUGGGGUUAACCAUAGAAUUCAUGAAGGAAAAAAGGAGUGGUGCAUUGAGAUAUCUGCGGAAACAAAAAAACGUUAUCUAAGAGAGUAUAGUGGUACUAACACUCUAAUAUGGGUGUGAAGCAUGGGUUAUGAAUGCUGCAGCGAGAAGGAAGCUGGAGGCAAUGGAGAUGUCAUGUCUAAGGGCAAUGUGUGGUGUAAAUAUUGUGGAAAGAAUUCGUAGUGUGGAAAUUAGGAGGUGGUGUGGAGUUACUGAAAGUAUUGUUUAGAGGGCUAAAGAGGGGUUAUUGAGGUGGUUUGGUCAUUUAGAGAGGGUGGAGCAAAAUAGGAUAACUCAGAGGGUGUAUAUAUCUGUAGUGGAGGGGAGGACGAGUAGGGGUCGUCCUAGGAAAGGAUGGAGAGAGGGGGUAAAAGAGAUUUUGUCUGCAAGGGGCUUGGACAUGCAGCAGGCAUGUGUGAGCAUGUGAGAUAGGAGUGAAUGGAGACAAGAGGUUUUUGGGACCUGAUGAGCUGUUGGAGUGUUAGCAGGGUAGUAUUUUGCGAAGGGAUUCAGGGAAACCAGUUAGCCAGAUAUGAGUCCUGGAAAUGGGAAGUACAAUGCUUGUGCUUUAAAGGAGGGGUUUGGAAUAUUGGCUGUUUGGAGUGGUAUCUAAACUGUUGUAGCUGGACACCUCUGCAAAGAGUGAUUAUGUGUGACUGAUGGUGAAAGUGUCAUUUUGGGUCACCCUGCCUCAGUGGGAGAUGGCUGACAUGAUGAAAAAAAUAAAUAAAUAUAAGUGCUAAAGCCAGAUUUGUUAUACAGUGCUGCAUUAUAAUAAUAGUGCUCACUUAAUGUUAACUUUGGUGUUAUUCAAUUAUUAUUAUUGUUAUACAGGUUGGCCAUCACUAAUCCAGCAUCAUUGGGACCUGUAGGGUGCCAGAUUACAGAGUGGUUAGGUUAGAAUACACUUAACCCAACAGCAAUAUUUAUUCGUCAGCGAUUUCCACCACUUUACUCCUUAUUUUUGGCCCAUUCCAUUGUUCCUGUCUACGAAACUCACUGCUAUUUCGCUAGUAUUCCUUCUAUCUUUCAUAUGAGUACAAGAAACUGCCCAUUUACCUAUUUCAGCUACCCAAUAAAAUGGUCAGAAAUUGGAAAUUUGUCCAAUUUCACACAAAUUUCAAGAGAUGCCAAUUUCAAAAUAGGAUCCAGAAUAAACAAUGCAGACAUUCCUAGCACUAAAAUAAAAUUUUUUGUUCAUUAGUCAUGUCUCCAGGCCCCUCUUAUAUUACGCUUGCUUUCCAAUUUGAAUUUUUAUUCACACAAAAAAUAAUUUACUGUUAAUCAGACUACUGCAUUAUUGUAAUUGUAUAAAUAAUAUCAACCCAUUCGUGACUGUUAGACUGGCCAGUUGGACACGUAUUGGAUGGUGACAUCAUUUGUUUACUCUUGAACAUUGGCAAAAAUCAAACAUUUCCCCUACUCUGAGCUCAAUUUUAAGGUACUUUCCGGUGUGAAACCAAUCAAAAUUAUAUCUAUUUUUUUGUAAUAUAUCUUCCAUUCUAUCAACUGAGACCAGAAAAACGAGAAUACAACCAUACAAACCAUACGGAAAUACACCGCAAAGUCACUGUUUUACACCAAAUGCACAGCUGCCUGUUUUUCUCAUUAUGCACUGUGCUGCAGGAUUUUUUUAUGUAGUGCGCACUUACCACACAGGCCCAAAUUUACCAGUCACAGUUUAUCUGAGUAAGCUGAGCUCAUGGGAACCGACAGUGGCUUCAAAGCCACCUUAUCUUAUAUGAACAAUGCACAGUGUAUGUGCUUUACACAACGAUAAGCAUUUUUUUUAUUCGUUGGACCCAUGGCUAGGGCUAAAAGUGAGCAGGUUAUAACAAUAAAUGAAGAAAAAGAAAUUGGAAUGACUUAUGCAGCAAGUAAUGCCACCAAACAGUAAUGGCAGGUUGGUGUUGCGACCUCAGAAAUUUGAAAUUAUGCUAGCUGAAAUUAGUGCUGGAUUACUGACUGCCAGAUUAGUGAUAGCCAACCUGUACAUUCAUGGUGAAACACUAAACUCGUAGGGUCAUCCAUCUGAGGAAUGGGAGGUAAUUAUGUUUGAUCCAAGGAAAGCGGAAAUCCUUCAUUUUUGUCUUAACAAAAUCCUUAGGGGACCCUCUAGAAUGUUAAAUUUGACUCAUCAUCUUGGCAAUUACUACAACUAACAGCACAAUAAUCAGUGGCCAUCAUACAGGCUUAGAAAGAUGAGAGAAAUUUUACAUGCAUGGUAUGUCCAAUAUGGCUAACAAUUAACCUAUGAUGUCAUGUGCAAAACCCCAAUAGCCAAACUCCUGUGUAUGUUCACUGUAACGAAACUGCUUUCCAUGCACCUGUAUUGGUUUUAUUAAUUUUUUCUGUGGUUUAGAUCACCAUUGAAUAAUUGGAAUCUGAAGCUCUGCAAAUAAUUAUUUUUAAAAUAUUGUUGGGAUGGUACAUAAAUAGCAACACCAGAUAUCAUAAUUAUUCAUAUACUGUAUAGUUUUAAACUAUAGUUGCAAUACAAAAAUUUAUAUGAAUUUGACUGGUAUUCAUGAUAGUGUAUAUGCUAUUUACACUUACUCUAAUACUAAGGUAAAUCACUAUCAUAAUUUCUUAGGUAAGAGUAAUUAACCUAACUUGCCUUACAACAGCAGAAGCUCUGCUUCAAGUUAAAGUGUUUUUAGUUUUACUUGCUGUCUUUUACUUCCUAAUCAUUACUAUUAUAUUCAUGUGGAUGCACAAAUUGCAGGGGUCAUAGAGCACCUGGGAAAUGAGAGGUAAUCAGGUUUGAUCUGAGUAAGGGGAGGCUGUCUCUGAUUCUUUUCUAUCAAUAAUCCCUUAAUAGUAUCAAGGUUUGCUGUCUUGUGCUAAUUAUACUUAUAUAAUAGAGAGAUGUUCCUUGCAUGCUAGGUCCAUUGGCAUACUAUGUAAAUAUUAUUAAUAUAUGUUGGAUGCUGUUAAGGGGCUCUUGAUCCAAGGAAUUAUACCUGACAUCCCUUUCCCUGUAGCAAACUUGAUUGCCUCUCAUUCCCUCAGGCACUGUUUGACCUUUACAAGUUCAGUGCUCCCCAUGAAUGUAAUAAUAAUAACAACAUAUGUCCAUAAUUUUCUAUGUAUACCUCUGAUAUCGUUAAACAGAUUCAAUACAGUAUUAUAUUCACGUUUGGCAGAAAAAUAGGUUCAUAUCUAUAAUACACACCUAUGUUCAGUUGUCUGACAGGUAUUAUUAGAUUAAGCUAGGAAUUUUUUAAGCCCAGUAGUUAAUGGCUUACAAGUGAUCUUAUACAAUGAAAUUAGUAAUGGUGGUAUUGCUACAUUAAGGCAUAAUACUGUAGAGAUAUUUAAUUAUUAUUUGGUACAAUUGCAGUAUGACUUCAUAAUUAAUUUUAUACAUUACCAAAACUGCAAAAUAUGGAAAGGUGUAUAUACAGCAUUUAGUCACCAGCUUAUAUACCGUAGCCGCAGGUAAUGUAUUCACGCAGAUUUUAAAAUAACUAUAAAUUAAAGUAUCCCAGGCUCAGAAAAGCAGUGUCCUGUUUUGUUGUCAUUUCUACCUUUUUAUUGUGCUGCUAGUGAAGUCUCAAUCUGUGGCUACCCUAAAUACAAUAUUAUAGAGCUAGGCUGUUUUGUCUUACAAAUAAAAAUAAUAAUCUAGACAGAGCUAUUAUCAAGAGAUUUUGCAGUAUCUUAAUCAUGGUGUUUGUAACCUAACUUUAACUGUAUAAUUAAUUUACACGUAUGUGAGCAUAACCAGAAAAAAAUGACAUCGAGCAAAGAAUAUUUCCUAGAAAAUGAAUGAAGCUUCAUGCUUUUGUUGUACUUCAAGACAUGAGAGAAUAGCAAAGUAGUGACCUGAAGAUUAGGAGGGCUAUUCUUGGUUGUCAGAUCUUAAUUUUGUCAGCACUGAUUGCAUAUGCACUUGAUUAAGUUUGUAUAUUCCACCAUCCAACCUUAUGCUACUUCUUAUCUAGUAAGGUUCUCACCAUAUCUUAAAUUGUGCUGAUACUGUUUUGUCAAAACCUUUUCUCUAGAUGGUUUCCUCAUUCAUCUAUUUAAACUUUUUACAGUUUUUUGUAAGGAAAACUACAAGGAUGGGUAAAUGCCAUGUAAUAGAAAUGGGGGAAUCUGAAAACAGGCCACCAAAGAAUACACUCUAUAAAAUUAAAUAUUAAAGAGCUGACAAAAGAAGGACCUAUGAGUUAUCAUUAACAAAAAGAUUGACACUGGAAAAUCACAGAUGAAAUACUGAGAAACUCUUGUGACACUGGUCAGCUUUAAAACAGAUGUGGAAAUGCUGAAAAAUCUGUUCAAACAUACACUAAAUCAAAACUGUAGUGUACAGUGAUUAAACUGUCUGCAGCUUAAAAAAAAAGUGAUGACCAAGCUAGUAAAAGACCAAAGAUGAGCUACAAGAUGGCUCCCCGAGCUAAAAAAAAAAAAAUAAUUAUGGACAAGGGGUAAAAGUAUAUUAAUGAAUAUGGCCUCUUUGGAUGAUAGACGAUAAAGCAGAGUUAUGAUAACCACACUUAAGAUUUUAAAUGGUUAGAAGAGAGUUGACAAGAAAGACUUCCUAACCCCCAUCAACUGCCACAACAAGAGGCUAUAACUAAACUAAAGAGGAAAAGUUUUUGAAAGAAUAUUAGACAAUUUUUCUGACAAACAGGGGUAUAAAAAGGGAAUGAUUUACAAAAGGGAGUAGUAAAUUAACUUUUUCAAAGACAAAAUACUGUACUAAAACUGGGACAUUAUAAGCUUAAUUUUAAUAAGAGCAAGGACUUGCUGUUAUGAGAAUACUACUAUAUGCUUCUAAAUUCACAACUCCCUUACUAUUAUCAAUUUUUAUAUUAGGUUCCAUGACUCCACAAAUGAGUCUACAAGUUAUAUUACUAAGGCAAAUGCUUGGUUUCAGUAGAGUGUAUUUAAUAAAUGUCUUAAAUAAUUCUUAAAGUUUUAAGGAAAUUGAUAGAGAAAAAACUACUGGUAGUCAUGCUAAAAUUAACUGUAAUUAGAAAAUUAAGAUAAACAAGAGGUUACCCGACUUAUAAACACCCAGGUUACAACAAGUCAUACAUAUAAACAAGAUGCAAAAGACACUAUGUUCAAAAAAUAAUUGUUUUAUGGAUGUUGAUUUGCAGUUACAAACAUGUUUCACAUAUGUAUGUAGUUAUCUUUUGUACUAUUAUUUUUUUUAGAGGAUGAUAGGUUCAAGAUUAUAAAUGACUAAUUUGUAAGUUGAAACACCAGGAGUGUUACUUGUUCAUAAGUUAUGCACUCCCUAUAUAGUUAAUCAUCUUGAUAGGUUUUGUUGACGGUGAAACAAUGUUCUUUAAUAAUAAUCAUAUCCAGAAAAUGGGAGUAUUGUACUGCAGUAAUGUUUAUACAUAUAAAAAAAUAUUAGUAAAUAGGUCUGUGUUUUGACUUGUAUGCAGAGGCUAUAGUUAGGCAAAUACAGUACCUUGCAUCCUCAAGAAAAUACCGCAAAUAGUUUGAUGCUAAGCAUACAGCCAUCCUACUGUACUAUACUUGUAAGGUCAAACUAUAUAUGGAAGCACCAUGUGUGCACAAUCAGCAUGUAUAAAAACAAUGACCCUUCAAGGGGGUGCCUUGAUGUUGGUGAAGGGCUCGUGAUUCAAGGAAAUGGAGCUAUCAUUCCCUUCCUCAGAUCAAAACUAAUUAACUCCCCACCAUUUCCCAGAUGAUGUAUGACCCAUACAGGUUUAGUGCCUCCCCAUGAUCAUAACAACAGUAUAUGUAUCAAGAAUGAACAUACAUAGUUCAAAACUAAUGAAAACAAUGAUGAGGUCAAA